AUGGCGGCAGCAACAGGGAAAGGCUCCCCAAGGAUCUGGUGCACCCGUGUGAAACAACAGUGGAAGUUCAUUUGCACUUGCUUGCUGCUCUUGGUGGUGUCGGUGGCAUGUCAGGGCGACAAUGGAACUGCCAUAUCCAAUGCAAACUCUACUGAAGAGGAUGUUUUGCACUUUGUGAUUACCCCAACCGUUCUAAACAACACUGACGACCACGAAGAGAACAACACGGACACUCAUGCUUCGGAACAAGACAUCACUCUCACUGACACUGAUACUCACUCUACCACUGAUACCCAUUCUACCACUGAUACUAAUUCUACCACUGAUACCCAUUCUUCAACCUCUGAGGAAGGCCACUCUGAUAGUGAGCUGGCUUUUGAUGAAAUUGGCCACGAGGGUGAAUCCCAUUCAGAACAUGAAUCGGAGCCAGGCCAUGCUGUCCUGUUUCCAUCCUUUGCAUUGACGUUGGGAUUGGUCGUCUUUUAUAUGCUCACAAGAUACUACGCUGCAUUGCCUUACACAGCUCUCAUGUUCUUGAUUGGGACCUGUAUGGGCAUUGGUGUGGAGCUUAUGCCGAACAACGACGAUCAUGUCUCGAUCACUACAAGAAUGUGGGCCGAUAUUGAUAGUGAAGUUCUCCUGCUGGUAUUUCUACCGGGUCUGAUCUUCAAGGACGCCUAUGGCUUGAAUGUUCAUCUUUUCCGUGUGGGAGUCUCCCAAUGUCUCGUCUUCGCGUUUCCCAUGGUUUUGUUGGGCACAUUCCUGACAGCUUGUGUGGGCCGAUACAUCUUCCCGUAUGGCUGGUCUUGGAAUUUGGCUCUGACCGUUGGUAGCAUCUUGGCCGCCACCGAUCCUGUGGCCGUGGCGGCACUAUUGGAAGAGGUGGGAGCUCCACCACGUCUCAAGGUUCAUAUUGGAGGCGAAGCGCUGCUGAACGAUGGUGCGGCGAUUGUCUUCUUUACGAUUUUUGCGGAGCGCUAUUUUUAUGAAAUGCAGAAUGAGGGCUUUGGAGAGGAUGUUGGCUGGGCGCGUGGGUUCGCUUUGUUCUUUCGUAUGAGUCUUGGAGGAAUGGCAAUUGGAAUUGGCUUUGGCUGGGCAAUGCUUUUCAUGCUUUAUGGAUUGAACAGAAGAUUCAGUCAAGAAGAAAACAUUGUGGAGGUUACGGCAACGGCGGCAAUUGCCUACAUGGGGUACUACGUUGCUGAGAUUGUUUGUCACACAUCCGGUGUUAUCGCAACGGUUGCAAUGGGAGUCACUGUGAAAUCCUUCGGAAGGUCGAGUAUCAAUGACGCGAAGUUGCUUGAUGACUUUUGGGUUCUUCUUGAACACAUUUUGAACACAGUUCUGUUCACUCUCGGUGGAGUCGUUUGGGGUUCUGUGAUCGCGAAUGGAGAGAAGACGGGCACUUUUAAGGCAGAGGAUUGGGGCUAUCUUAUUGUCCUCUAUUUGCUGCUUUCGGUGAUUAGGUUUGUGUCGUUCUUCCUGGCAUACCCUCUUACUAGUCGAAUUGGGCUCAAGACGAACGUCAAAGAAACAAUCUUCCAGGUAUAUGGUGGCCUCCGUGGAGCUGUUGGUAUUGCUUUGGCUAUCGCACUUGAUUCUUCUGUGAGGAGAGAGGCAACCCCCGAGACUUCCCCGGAAGAUUUAGUUUUUGUGGAACAAACCAACAAAGCUUUUGGGCUGAUUGGCGGUGUUGCUUUUUGCACUCUCAUGAUCAACGGAACUACCGCUGGACCUUUCCUCGUGUGGAUGGGCUUGGCUGAUUCGACAGAAACAAGGAAAAAGAUUGUUCAUGCAUUUGAGGCUGGUUUCCAACAGCACUUGCUGCUUCGAUUCGUGCAGCUUUUGUCUGAGCAGCGCUUCCGGAACGUGAACUUUGGUUUGGUGAAGUCGCAUGUUCCCUAUUUGGACGGCAUAACCAAGAGCCAACUUUUGGAGUCGGUGGAGCGACACAAGGAUACCACUGCUUCGGAUGAGUACAUGCCACCAUACCUCCAAGGUGUUUUGCCAUACCUUCCCGAUGAGCCGGAAGAGAGUUUGCGUGUGAGCCCGGGCACGCCUGUAACGAAGAGCACCGAGGAGCUUCUCAAAGAAUUCGAAGCUGAUGCUCGAAAGGCAACACGCGUGAAGCGAGCUCAAAACAGACUUCAGAGGAGACGACGGAAAUCGAAUAUUCACCACUUGAUGUCAGGAGAACCUCUUUCGGCUCAGGAAAUGAGGGUCCUGUUUAUAUCCAUCCUGAAGGCCAAUUACGAGAAGCAGAUUGAUCACGGAGAACUCGCAGACAGGGAAUUCCUGGCCAUUGCACUCGAACAAAGUCUCGAGUUUGCUCUUGAUCAUGUGUCAAACGGCGGUAUUUUGCAAGACUGGGAGUUUGUGCAUGUCGUGGAUGGCCCAGCAUCAGGAAUUAUCAACCGCAUGAAGCGCCACCCUUUCGUGAUUUGGGCCCUUCAGACGUUCGUGGGUAAGGGCGCGAGAAAAGACGUGAAGUACACCAUCAAGAGGUUGAAAAUUGAGCGAUCGAUGUGCUUCAUGCAUGCGCACAAAGCAGCCCAGAGAUUUGUUCGGCGCGAAUUCGAGAACGCCGAUAGCGAACUGUCUGAAGCUGCGAGGGUAGUUAUUGAAGAAAGCGAAGAUCAGUGGAAGCUUGCUGAGGCGGUGUUGCAUCAGUACAAGAUGCAAGAUGUGAUGAGUGUGACAUCUCACAAGUUUUGUACGAUUCUGUUGAACUCUGGACAGCACUACGUUACAAAACUGGUCCAACACGGACUUUUGAAGGAUGAUGAAGCCGAACAUUGGGUCGAGAAUAUCGAACAUGAGCUGGAGCAUGUACUGGCCUGCUCAGUCGAUGAUCAUCCCGGUGAAAUCCAGAUUGAGCUUGUUGACGCCAAUUGUGAUGGUAGUAAUGACAUGCCCAAUAUCCCAGAAGAAUCUCGGAAAGAGGCUGAAAACGAUGAAGCCGAUGUUGACAGUGUCAAAAAAAUGCUCGAUGACAUUGAUGAUGUGAUUGCCGGGCCCUCUGUCGAGUUAGCAGAAAACACAGGAAGUGUUGAAUACCCAUACACCCCCAAGGAAGGUCGAGAGGGCAUGUGA
Messenger RNA from Seminavis robusta, 3093 nucleotides. The record is from the annotation of a GenBank genome assembly. NCBI's taxonomy places the organism in Eukaryota, Bacillariophyta, Bacillariophyceae, Naviculales, Naviculaceae.